CUGCGCUCGCGCACGUUACGCCAGAGCAAGAUGGCCGACACGAUGGCCACUGCGGGGGCUGGCAGCUCCGGAACGAGAUCAGGAGGUAAACAGUCCACUAACCCUGCUGACAAUUACCAUCUGGCCCGGAGGCGAACCCUGCAAGUGGUGGUGAGCUCCUUGCUGACAGAGGCAGGGUUUGAGAGUGCUGAGAAAGCGUCCGUGGAAACAUUGACAGAGAUGCUACAGAGCUACAUUUCAGAAAUUGGGAGAAGUGCCAAGUCUUACUGUGAGCACACAGCCAGGACCCAGCCCACGCUGUCAGAUAUUGUGGUCACUCUUGUUGAGAUGGGGUUCAACGUGGACACUCUCCCUGCUUAUGCAAAACGGUCCCAGAGGAUGGUCAUUACUGCCCCUCCAGUGACCAAUCAGCCAGUGACCCCCAAAGCUCUCACUGCGGGGCAGAACCGACCCCACCCGCCGCACAUCCCCAGCCAUUUUCCCGAGUUCCCCGACCCCCACACCUACAUCAAAACCCCGACGUACCGUGAGCCUGUGUCUGACUACCAGAUCCUGCGGGAGAAGGCUGCAUCCCAAAGACGCGACGUGGAGCGGGCACUCACCCGUUUUAUGGCCAAGACAGGCGAGACCCAGAGUCUUUUCAAAGAUGACGUCAGCACGUUUCCAUUGAUUGCUGCCAGACCUUUCACCAUCCCCUACCUGACGGCUCUUCUUCCAUCCGAACUGGAGAUGCAGCAAAUGGAAGAGACGGAUUCCUCAGAGCAGGAUGAGCAGACAGACACAGAGAACCUCCCUCUUCAUAUCAGCACGGAUGACUCUGGAGCCGAGAAGGAGAACACCUCUGUCCUGCAGCAGAACUCCUCCUUGACGGGGAGCCGGAACGGGGAGGAGAGCCUCAUCGAUAACCCCUACCUGCGCCCCGUGAAGAAACCCAAGAUCCGCAGGAAGAAGUCCCUCUCGUGAGCUGAGAAGAAAGCCUGCCUUGUACAGAGAUGCGGACACCACGCUCCUGGGUGGAGUUAAAGCCACUGGAGGGAAGCAGAAAGGUCCAGCCGAGGCUGCUGGGAUGACUGGGCAUGCUUUUAAUAGCAAACUCUGUGUUAAUAUUUCCCAUUUUCACCGAUGUCUGGGUUGAGGAAGAUAUGAUGUGGUGGUAAUAAUAUGAUGUGGAGGCUUUCUUAAUUAGCCCAGCUGGACUGUGGGCGUAGGAGCAGCUGGCGACUUCAUUCAUUAUCACAGGACCUGACUCCUUUGAACCCGCGAGACCAGGAAGGCAGCAGAAAGAAGGGGCUGCACCUCCUUUGCUUCCUCCAGAGGACUGUUUGCCUGGCGUCCGUUUCAGGCCGUCCGGGUCCCUUUAUUGACUCAGAAACAACCUGUAACACCAGUUUCUCACCCUAGAACCUCAGUCUUAUUUCUCUUCUCACCUGGGCUCCAAGCGCCCUGCUGAGAUGACGAAGGUGACUUUGCCUUCCCACAUGUCACUCCUUGACCUGGGCCGCAGGAGUCAGGAGGAGAGAGCAGGUGUGUCACGUGGAGGAGGGUGAUGCGCACCGACUCUCUCAUCGCAUUUGGUGGACUCUUCCUACAAGGCAGUGCCCUCUUGUGAGAGGUUGGUGUUUGUUGUCGCUCUGUGGAAUGUGUGCUUUGGGACGACUGAGUCCUGCCCCAUCCAGGAAAAGUUUUCUCUGACAAGAGCCUCUGCUUGAUAUAUUAUGCUGUGACUUGCUGGAGGAAUCCGACCUUAAACAACAGGAAAGGGCUUUGCGGCCGGGUUGGGGGAGGGGGUGGGGUCUUGAGGGCUGGAUGGCCUUGUUUGCUGAGAGCAGAGAGCCUCUUGGGUCUGCUGGAAGCUGGCACAGAAGGAAGCCAUGCGGCGGAAGCCGGCGGGCCAGGCCAAGGAGUUCUUCCAGAAGCAGAUCUGAAUCUCUUCAACCUCUUUGCAUCCUGAGGAGAGAUUUCAUCCGUCCUGACCCCUACAGACCAAAACACAGGUGUUUAAGGAAGAUGGUGGGCAAGCUGAUACCCUUUGGCUGGUCUCUGAAAGCAGAGGUUGAAAAACCAAGUCUAAGGAAGAAAAGUGCCAGUGAACCCAGAAGUUUACACAGUAGCAAUGAGGCGUCCCUGGAAUUGUAUUGAACUCUUCUUAUACUUGGCUUCCACAGUCAUCUCUCUCUUUUUUUUUUCUUUUUUUAAUUAUUUUUUUAUUUAAAAUUUUCUUAUUGAUUUUCUUUUUUUAG
Molecule: messenger RNA, 2240 nt
Organism: Myotis brandtii (Brandt's bat)
Lineage: Eukaryota; Metazoa; Chordata; Mammalia; Chiroptera; Vespertilionidae
Gene: TAF8
Product: TAF8 RNA polymerase II, TATA box binding protein (TBP)-associated factor, 43kDa
Exons: 9
Coding region: 31-963 (310 amino acids)
Biological process (GO): transcription initiation at RNA polymerase II promoter
Cellular component (GO): transcription factor TFIID complex
Molecular function (GO): protein heterodimerization activity
Source: RefSeq, a predicted model, not a curated record